GAUACCGGUAGCGCAGCCGGACAGGUUUUGCCGACGGAACUCAGCCUGCUGCCGUAAUGGCUCCGCUGCUGCGGGUUUUUUGCGUUCACGGUUACCGACAGGACGAGAGGUCGUUCCGGGAGCGGACCGGCUCGCUGCGGAAACUGCUGAAGAAACGGGCCGAGCUGCUCUACGUGUCGGCGCCGCUCCGGGUGCCGUCGCUGACGGGAACGGGGCCGGGACAGCAGCAGGAGGAGCAGGCGCCCGCUGCCGGGACUCGAGCAGUAGAGACUGAGGGAGAUGGUCGUGGUUGGUGGUUCUCGAACCCAGAGGAGGAGAGUUUUGAUGCUUUGGACAAGGUGGAGUCCUGCAAAGGAUUGGAGGAAUCACUAGAGACCAUCGGCAAAGCCAUGACUGAAUUAGGCCCAUUCGAUGGUAUCAUGGGCUUUAGCCAAGGAGCGGCUCUAGUGUCUAUGAUUUGUGCCCUCGGGCAGCAGGGAGACCCCAGAUUCCAGUUUAAUUUUGCAAUCCUUGUCGCCGGCUUCAGGAGCAGGUGCAAGCUGCACGAUCAUUUCUACAAGGAAUCCAUUAUUCUUCCGACCUUGCAUGUGUUCGGUGAAACUGACCGGGUCAUCCCUGGCGAGCUGAGCCGGGAACUGUCCACGACCUUUGUGAAUCCCGUGGUUCUCACUCACACAGGAGGACAUUUUGUCCCAGCCUCUGCAGCUCAGAAGCAGGUUUAUUUUGAGUUUCUGGAAAAGUUUGAGAAGAAAUAGUUGAAGCCACAAAUGUUUGUACCAUUAAAAUAUUUUGACUGGC
Leucoraja erinaceus (little skate) is the source of this 798-nucleotide messenger RNA. It is a transcript of the gene ovca2, whose product is annotated as OVCA2 serine hydrolase domain containing. Gene Ontology annotation, biological process: response to retinoic acid. Gene Ontology annotation, cellular component: cytoplasm; nucleus. The record is from RefSeq and is a predicted model, not a curated record. The transcript is spliced from 2 exons. Bases 57 to 755 code for a protein of 232 amino acids. Lineage: Eukaryota; Metazoa; Chordata; Chondrichthyes; Rajiformes; Rajidae.